Trichomonas vaginalis G3 is the source of this 270-nucleotide messenger RNA. RefSeq lists its product as uncharacterized. The record is from RefSeq and is a predicted model, not a curated record. Lineage: Eukaryota; Parabasalia; Trichomonadida; Trichomonadidae. The transcript has a single exon. Bases 1 to 270 code for a protein of 89 amino acids.
AUGAUGAAAACUGACAAGACAAGAUUUCGUGAGUUCGCAAAUUUAUUAGAACCCAUGGAGAAUUACACACCAGUCCAAGCAAUGGAGAAAUUCAAUGAACUUUAUGGUGACCGCAACAAUCUUAGUUACUUUACUAAGCUUUUGAAGUACUUUAUUCAAUUCAAUUGCGAAACCUCUCCGAAUGAAGUCUUUGCUCAUAAUGAAUUCCUUGAACUCAUCUAUCAGGAAUUGAAAUUAGCAAUUCUAACAAACUUUAAACCAGAAGAAUAA